Messenger RNA from Patella vulgata (common limpet), 1540 nucleotides. RefSeq lists its product as uncharacterized. The coding region runs from base 126 to 1472 and encodes 448 amino acids. NCBI's taxonomy places the organism in Eukaryota, Metazoa, Mollusca, Gastropoda, Patellidae. The record is from RefSeq and is a predicted model, not a curated record. Gene Ontology annotation, molecular function: hydrolase activity. The transcript is spliced from 3 exons.
CUGGCACGUGAUCUAUAUAGCUGAGUGGUGUUUAUCAUAUGACAAGGUCGAAUAAGAGGCAGUCAAGUGAUCUUAACGAAAAAGCAAGUAUAUAAUUAAUUGUACUCUGGCUAGAUGAGCCAUUAAUGGAGGAUUUCAGUGUCCUUAACGAUUUAUACUACGGCCAGCAGCGAACAGAGCGAUCACGUGAUAAAUCAUGUCUGGAUCUGUAUGUACCCUUCUCGGUUGAUGCCCAUAAACUCAAAUUACCUCACAGUUCCACUAGAAACAGGGAUAACAAGGAAUCGAUUUCCGAUCAUCAACGAUAUGAGAGUUCCUCGACUGUCCCACUAGUUAUUUUUGCCCAUGGUGGUGGCUGGCGAAGGGGUGGUCGCAAAGUAUGGAAACAUUUCUUGAGUUGCGAGGACACAAACAUCGUUGCAGCGUUUCUCACGUGGUAUUAUAACCUAUAUAGCAAUGUUGGUGAAUGUUUGGCAUCCUCUGGUAUAGCUUGUGCUGUGAUAUCGUACCCGUUAGGAAGCGCGAAACUACCUCAAAUGAUCUUCGAAAUGAUGACGUCAUUUGUAGCAGGUGUAUUUGUGUGUACACUGAUUAGCAGCGUUAUAUUGACGUUAAUGUGCUUUCUGGGUAUUUUAGGAUCGAGCUUGGUCGCUUUUAUAGGCGUGGGAAUAAUCAGUUAUAACAGUUUAGUGAUAGUUUUAUUUGCUACAAGAAGCAGGGAGUACAGACUAGAAAAUUGGGAAGUGUUUAGUAUAUGGGUAUUAUAUUUUGGUGCAUUAAGUCAGCUGAUUUAUAUAGUAGAAACAGAUUCCCGUCUAUAUCUGGUUGCUAUUUUGACUUCGAUCCUUUCUCAGGGUGUGUUGUUAAUCAAGCGGAUGACAUUACCUCGGGUCAACCAUGAACAUCAGACCAAAUCAAUCGUCUCCACCAUUGAAUGGGCUAAAUCGCUUCUCCAUGAAAACACAUGCUUUGAAGAUAUUUUUCUGAUGGGUCAUUCGGCCGGUGGUCAUUUGACAUCUCUAGUCACCCUAGACAAUUAUUUAUUUCAAAACGUGGGAAACAGUCAAACAGUCAUAAAGGGUGUUAUAUCCAUUUGUGGAGUGUAUGACUUAAAUAAUUUAUCCUCGCGGUUUCUAAAACAGUUCUAUCUCACUCCAGUAUUUGGCGAAAAGGCCUCCGUUUGGCACAAAGCAUCGCCUUUGACGCAUGCAAAGAUGGCCGCGAAAAGGGGAGAGAACUCUCCGAGACCAGCCUAUCUUUUAAUCAAUGCUGAGUAUGAUCUACAUCUAGUUAAAGACACCAAAGAUAUGAUAGAAGAAUUUUCUCAGGAUGACGUAUCUUACCGUCACGUGACAAUACAGGGGACCACGCAUUUUAGCAUUAUGAAUUUAUUUCAAAAGAAUAAUUCAGACAAUGUGUUAGUUGAGGCUUGUAGAACGUUUAUAAGAGAUGUGCAAUCAGGCCGAAUGUGAAAAACAUGCGCGUGAAACAGUGACGGAUUUUGAUUUAAUUUUUAUUAAAAUCUCAAGUAUAAAUUAUU